Exaiptasia diaphana is the source of this 1662-nucleotide messenger RNA. RefSeq lists its product as uncharacterized. The record is from RefSeq and is a predicted model, not a curated record. Lineage: Eukaryota; Metazoa; Cnidaria; Anthozoa; Actiniaria; Aiptasiidae. The transcript has 8 exons. Bases 1 to 1662 code for a protein of 553 amino acids.
AUGAGACGGCUUGUGCUGUUUGGUUGGUGUGUCCUCGUUUUUUACUGGUUUUGCAUUAACAAUGGAGCUCAAGGUCAAUGUCCAGCAUAUUUACCCAACUUUGUUGUACAACAAGGCUAUCGUCUGUACGGACAUGUUAUCACCUGGCUGUAUGCUGAAAAUGAAGUUCUUUGUAGACUAAAAUGCAAUUUGGAGCAAAGGUGUUUGACAUUCAACUUCGAGGAGAGAACACGGAUCUGUGAAUUGAACGACGCUGACCACAAAGAAGACCUUCAAAAGGCUCAAGGUUUUCUCUACGUUGACAUGAAGAAGUCAACUAAGAAAUAUGAAGUCACUAGUACUAGCCCUUCUCCUACAACAUCCAGGCUAGGAACAGCUGCUAGUGCCAGUACUACUCCACCCCUUAGUACCAGUACCACUCCACCUACCAGUGUCGGCACCAUUCCACCUACCAGUGGAGAUACCAUUCCACACACCAAUGGAGAUACCAUUCCACCUACCAAUGGAGGUACCAUUCCAUCCAUCAAUGGAGGUACCAUUCCAUCCACCAGUGGAGAUUCCAUUCCACCUAUCCAUGGAGAUACAAUUCCAUCCAUCAAUGGAGGUACCAUUCCAUCCACCAAUGGACGUACCGUUCCACCUAAAAAUGGAGGUACCAUUCCACCUGCCAAUGGAGUAAGCCAAGCCCCAUUACAUUUGGUGGAGAUACCCGAGCAGAUUCCAGGAAGUACCAGUACCACUCCACCUACCAGUGUCGGCACCAUUCCACCUACCAGUGGAGAUACCAUUCCACACACCAAUGGAGAUACCAUUCCACCUACCAAUGGAGGUACCAUUCCAUCCAUCAAUGGAGGUACCAUUCCAUCCACCAGUGGAGAUUCCAUUCCACCUAUCCAUGGAGAUACAAUUCCAUCCAUCAAUGGAGGUACCAUUCCAUCCACCAAUGGACGUACCGUUCCACCUAAAAAUGGAGGUACCAUUCCACCUGCCAAUGGAGAUGCAAGUUCAGACUUCGACUUCAAACUUCCACGACGAAGUGAUCAAGAUUACGUGAAGCUCGAAGCCAUGACGAAUGUAACUUUGCUCACAAAGCUUACGAUUAGUUUAAGUGUCAGAUUGAUAUUGGAUGAUGGGGGUCACACAUUCAUAUCUUACGCGACGACCGAACAUUAUAACGAGAUACUAUUUUAUCUAGGGGAUAGGAAGUGGUAUCUUAUCGUAGAGGACCAAAAAAAAACUUUCAACGUCGAUUUCACCCCAGCAAAACAAUGGCAUCACGUGGUCGUCACGUGGGAAAGCGAUGAUGGCAAAACCCAAUUAUGUAUCGAUGGUAUAUCAAUCUAUUCUGAUGAUUCCAAUGAUAAUAAUAAACUGAAAGGUUUACAAGUAAAGGGAGGUGGGUUGUUUGUUCUUGGGAAUGAUCAGGAUAMAUAUGGYGGUGGYUUUAMASRAAAUGAUGCCCUUGUUGGGCAAMUUUCUCGUGUUAACGUGUGGGAUAGAGUCUUAUCUGGAGACGAGAUCAAUAGCCUGGGUGAAUGCAGUGAUGAAGAUGGUACAGUCGUUGCUUGGAAGGACUUCCGCAUGGCCACCUUACAUGGGGAAGCAACUUUAGUAGAGCCCUCCCAAUGUGCAGGACCCCCGGCAGCAAAGGCCCACAUUUAG